AUGCCUGCGCGUGGCCCUCCGUCCCCGAGCUCGCAACCCGCAAAGCGACAGCGACAAGACUCGAAUGACGAUGGAUCGCCGCGCAACGGCCAACCGAGCCCCCAGGAUCGUGAGCGCGAACGUCUCCAAACCGACGGCGCUUCAGCAUCUUCCACUACCGCCUCUCCCUCGGUAACGGCCAAGGCAGGCCAGAGCAGUAACUUUCGCAACGUCAGCGCCUGUAACCGUUGUCGCCUACGUAAAAAUCGUUGUGAUCAGAAGCUACCGAGCUGCGCAAGUUGCGCCAAGGCUGGAGUCGCUUGUGUUGGCUAUGAUCCUAUUACAAAGAAGGAAAUCCCACGCAGUUAUGUUUACUAUCUCGAAACCCGAGUCGAGCAGCUCGAGAACCUGCUUAGCGCCAAUAACAUCACUUUCCCACCAGCCGAAAACCUCGAAUUGUGUUCUCGAAUAGGCACCGACACCGCUAGUAUCAACUCCGCCACCGAAACAGGUUAUUCCGGACCAUCAGAAGCUGGCGACCGCAGGCCUCAGAGCCAGGCGGUGGAAUCGCUUAAGAAAAAGUCGGGCCAAUCAGGGUUCCUCAACAUCGUGAGCCCCUCGAAGCCUCGGUCUUUAGCAUCCGCAUCUGGUGUCUCGUUCGCCCGGGUCGUAUAUGCUGCAGUUCAGUAUUCAUCCUCUGGUCAACCGAACCCCAGUGAUCCAAGGAAUGCUCGGCAAUCGAGCGGCAAUGGAGCUUCACUGCGCGAUUCUUUUUUCGGCCUUCAUACCAGACCUUCUAUCAAACCUGCAAGUUUUCCUAGUAAAGAAGUCGGCUUGCGGCUCGUGAGGUUAUACUUUGAACACUCGAACCCUCAGAUUCCAAUUCUACACAGAGGAGAGUUUAUGCAGACGUUUGAACGCAUAUAUGCCACUCAGGAUCCGGUCCGAGGCUCGCGAGAACUCUAUUUGUUGAAUAUGGUUUUCGCCAUUGGUUGUGGUGUCAUUGUUGGCGAGCCAGUGAAAUCCGACUCAUCUGGCGAUGCUGGUGCAGACAACAAGAGUCGAUGUGAGCCAGAGGAGUAUCACGCGAGCGCAAUCGUGCACCUAGAAUCGUGUUUAAGCAACAGUGGAGGAGGGUUGGAAGUUCUGCAAGCCGUACUUCUUCUGGCCAAUUUUGCUCUGCUGCGACCUGUUCCCCCUGGCCUUUGGUACAUUAUUGGUGUUGCUGUUCGACUUGCUGUUGACCUCGGCCUUCACUAUGAAGACGACAGGGAAAUUGAUUCCUUACCUAACGAAAGUGAACAGACUGAUGGUGCUGGUUCCCGAGAGAAUGGGGCACAAACCCGGGGGAAGAAGUUGUGGGUGCGAGAUAUGAGGCGCCGUCUCUGGUGGUGCACGUACUCUCUUGAUCGCCUGGUUAGCACAUGCGUUGGAAGACCGUUCGGCGUCAGCGAUCAGGUCAUCACAACUGAGUUUCCGUCCUUGUUGGACGACGACUAUAUUACACCCACCGGACUUGUAGAUCCACCAUCAGAUCAGCUCCAACCCAGCUACAAGCAUGUUGCCCAUCAUUACUUCCGACUGAGGUUGCUGCAAUCGGAAAUUCUUCAGGUGUUGCAGUACAAUCAGGCUCAGAUCGCCAAGGCGGGUGUGCAGGGCAAGUUCCCUGAUAUGCACAUUCACCUUCCAUCGCCCUUCCUGGUGCAGUUUGAUUCGUUCCGUUCAUGGCGCAUAGAUAUCGAUCGAAGGCUGUAUCAGUGGAAGACGUCAGCACCAUCGAGACAAGAGACAGGUGUCAUGUUUUCGACAGAGUUUCUUGAGCUCAAUUACUGGCAAGCGAUCAUAAUGCUCUAUCGUCAGAGCCUCAGUGUUCCUGCUAUGUUCGAGGGCGAGUAUAAUUCAUCAAAUGAGGUUAACAGCCCAACGGCGUUCCAAGCAGAGCUUCGUGAAGAUGAGGAUCGAAUCUACCUGAAAGUUGCAGAGGCAGGCCAGAAGAUCCUCCGCAUAUAUAGACAACUCCAUCUCAGUGGGUUGGUGAGCUACACCUAUCUUUCCACCCAUCACCUGUUCAUGGCAGGAAUCUCGUACCUUUAUGCCAUUUGGCACUCGCCCAUCGUACGAAGUCGCCUGAGCAUGGAUGAAGUGGAUUUUACUAUCCUCGCUGCCAAAUCGGUUCUCACAGACAUGAUCGACAAGUGCCCUCCCGCCGAGACGUGCCGAGAUGCGUUCGAUCGAACAGCCAAGGCCACCAUUAAGAUGGCCUCUUCAACAGGCGGUUUCGGUGCCCCGACGGCCCGAAGACAACGUUCAGCGUGGAACACACCGCCUGACUCAUCAAAAGGAACGGGGCAAGGACGACACCGUCCACAGGGCUCAGAUCAGGCGUCUUAUCAGAUUGAUUUGUCGCUAUCUGACUCGCUGUCCUCUCCUACAUUAUCUGUUGCAGGCGACGGGAAUGCACAGCCAUCGCCCCCAAUGGCACGAUCAACAGAGGGAUAUUUGCUCAAAUCGCGAAGUCGAGGUGGACCAAGCCCUACAGAAUCUGGUCAUAAGCAAGAGGGAUCGCCUAUAGAAUCGGGGAUGGUUCUUUCGCCUAUUCCUCGAAGAGUGACUUCCCAACCGAACGGUGGAAGAUCCUAUGGUGGACAGCAGCAAUAUAACGGACAGGACUACCCAGAUGCUCAAACAAUGGAGUUCCUCCAAAAUCUGGGCGCGUCAUCAAACGGAGACUUUACUGCCAUGGACCAGUCGCAGCUUGAUAUGGGUCUAAGCAUGAACUGGGAGGGCCUUCACCACGACUUUGGCGAGGCACCACAAAUGAACCCCUUUGACACGUUCUUCUUUGGCGGUCCCCAAGGCGGUGGAGGCCAAGACGGCGGCGGCAUGAACAUGUAG
Fusarium subglutinans is the source of this 2874-nucleotide messenger RNA. Its product is annotated as positive regulator of purine utilization. The transcript is spliced from 4 exons. Gene Ontology annotation, molecular function: DNA-binding transcription factor activity, RNA polymerase II-specific; zinc ion binding; sequence-specific DNA binding. Lineage: Eukaryota; Fungi; Ascomycota; Sordariomycetes; Hypocreales; Nectriaceae. The record is from RefSeq and is a predicted model, not a curated record. Gene Ontology annotation, biological process: positive regulation of transcription by RNA polymerase II; DNA-templated transcription. Bases 1 to 2874 code for a protein of 957 amino acids.